UGCUGACGAUUUAAGCCAAAGUAUUUCCUUGGUCAGUUUUGACAAGACUUAAAACUAAAUAAGUAGGUAUAAGAUAGUCUAGAUUACAAAACUAGCAUCGUCAGUCCAAAUUUUACUCAAUGUCAAUGUCGCUUUAAUUCCGUAAAGUGAUAUAAGUCUUACAUCUAAGAUUACUUAUAGCCCUUUUAUAUUUGCAGCAAAGGGUUGCUUUUGAUUAAAUUACUACGGAUCUCUAGAAACUUGAUAUCACGAUAACUCCGAACUCCGAUUAUCCUCAGUAUAUGUCACACGGCACUGUGUUACAGUUUGAAGUGAGGUUAUAAAAGUAAAUUAUAUAAUUUAGUGUGAAAAUGCGUGAAAUAGUGCAUGUGCAGGCUGGGCAGUGUGGGAACCAGAUAGGAUCUAAGUUCUGGGAGAUAAUCUCAGACGAGCACGGAGUGGGCCCCGACGGCGUCUAUAAUGGCGAGAAUCCGAUGCAGCUGGAGAGGAUCGACGUGUACUACAACGAGGCUUCCGGCGGUAAAUACGUGCCGCGAGCCGUCUUGGUCGAUCUCGAACCUGGGACCAUGGACUCCGUGAGGGCCGGGCCCUACGGACAGCUCUUCAGGCCGGACAACUUCGUGUUCGGACAGAGCGGGGCUGGCAACAACUGGGCUAAGGGCCACUACACAGAGGGCGCUGAGCUCGUCGACGCCGUCAUGGACGUCGUCCGUAAGGAGUCAGAGAACUGCGACUGCCUUCAAGGUUUCCAGCUGACCCACUCUCUGGGCGGCGGCACUGGGUCCGGCAUGGGCACGUUGCUGCUGAGCAAAAUCCGCGAGGAGUACCCAGACAGAAUCAUGAGCACGUUCAGCGUCGUGCCUUCGCCUAAAGUGAGCGAAGUGGUGCUAGAACCAUACAACGCAACACUCUCUGUGCACCAACUGGUCGAGAACACAGACAUGACCUUCUGCAUCGACAACGAGGCUCUCUACAACAUCUGCUUCAGAACACUCCGGCUCACCAGCCCCAGCUACGGCGACCUCAACCAUCUCAUCUCCUUAACAAUGUCCGGGAUAACGACGUGCCUCCGUUUCCCGGGACAAUUGAACGCGGACCUGCGCAAGCUGGCAGUCAAUAUGGUGCCGUUCCCCAGGCUGCACUUCUUCAUGCCCGGUUUCGCCCCGCUCACAGCCAAGAAUUCCUUUGACUACCGCGCUCAAAAUGUAGCUGAACUCAUGACCCAAAUGUUCAACCCGGGCAACAUGAUGACGGCGUGCGACCCCCGGCACGGGCGGUACCUCACCGUCGCCACCAUGUUCCGGGGCCGGAUGAGCAUGAGGGAGGUGGACAAUCAGGUGGUGGCGAUACAGAAUAAGAACUCCAGCUACUUCGUGGAAUGGAUCCCUAACAACCUGAAGGUGUCAGUCUGCGACGUGCCACCCCGAGGCCUCAAGAUGUCCGCCACCUUCGUGGGCAACUCCACCGCUAUCCAGGAGAUAUUCAAACGCAUAUCGGAGCAGUUCACCGCCAUGUUUAGACGCAAGGCUUUCCUCCACUGGUACACGGGCGAGGGCAUGGACGAGAUGGAGUUCACAGAGGCCGAGAGUAACAUGAACGAUCUCAUCUCCGAAUACCAGCAGUACCAGGAGGCUCCCGUGGACGACGAGGACGCCGAAUUUGAUGAAGAAGACGAGUUAGAGCAGGAAUACCCUGAGGAAAGAGAGAGAGAGGCUGUCCAUGUCGGCCUCUAAGCUUUUUAAUCGCAGAUACUAAAAAGACAUUUUGCUUGCCCAAUCUAGCUUCUUUAGGUAUUUAAAGAAAAGUAAACAAAUAAUUUGUACGUUUUCGGGUUUAUAACAUUUAUUGGUUAACCAACCAAAUACAAAACCGCCUGGAUCAGUCCCUGAACGACCUGACUUUAACCUACAUUAUUUGAUCAUGUAACGUUUUCAUCUACCCUCAACUGGCUUAAGAAGCCAUUUGAGGGUAGAUUUUGUUUAUAUUUAUUUAAAUACCUAAAGAUACAGACCAUAGACUAGGAAUCCUCUAGACCGAGUUUAGAGCAAUUAUUUCAUGCAACCGAUGAUGCCAAAAAUGCGGGGGUGCGCGGGACGAGGUGAGCGAAGUCCCGUGCCGUGAUUGGUCCGUUCAAACGACGAACGAGUUCACGGACGUCACACAAAGACAAUUUCGACUCGAACAUGGAGUAAAAUUACCGUAUGCUUCGCAGAGGGGGUAGCGCGACUAUGCUAAGGGUCGGUUGCACCAAACUGUUCGUAUCGUUAAAGAGUUCUCUAAAUUUUUAUGUAUGGAAAGUUUCAUAGUAAAGCGCCGGGGCGCGCCGGCUGACGUUGAUCAGUCUGUCAAAUGUGGUUGGUGCAACUGGCCCUAAGUCUAGAGGAUUUUUGUCUGUGAUACAGACUAUAAAGGACACUGAGCACGAACAGUUAAGUACAGAUGUAGUGCAUAAUUAUUUACCAUCGUAUUUUCACGGAAACGUACGAACGUGUCUUGCUGUUUCAGUCAGUCACGGUACAAAAAGUACUGACGUUGACUGAAGUAGCAUGACAAAUACGAACGUUUCCGAGAAAAUACGAAGGAAAACAAUUAUGCACUACAUAUGUACUUUGUCCCGCCUGUUCAUAUCUCUAUCGCACGCGCAUUAUUUUGCCGUCUCGCUCGCACAGUGCCAUUUUUUUUAAUAGAUAUUCUCUUAUCCCCUUAUUUAUAAACGCGCUACAAACCUCAGUUAGCUAAUAAUCGUUUGUCCUUAUCUGUCAUUUUGACUUACGUAUUUGUAAGAAAGGGAUAAAACAUAAUUUAACUAAUUCAGGCCCGUAAAGUUUUAUAAAUAAGGGGGUUAGUCAUUAUGCUACUAAAAUGACAGAUGGACAGUCAAAUUGUCAUUUUAGUAUCUAUUAGAUAUAUAAGUUUAAGAACAAAGUAUAAUUUUUGUAACAAACUUUUUUAUACCGUAAAGCUGGGCUACUUUGACCCAAUAGAGGGUAUCUUUGGCCCGCGGGUUGAAAUAUACAGGGUGGCUAAAAAAUAACUGUCGCGAUAAAAAUGUACCCUCCCAUAGAAAAUGGACCAGCCAAAAUGUAUGAAACAGCCAAUUUUUUUUUUCGCGAUUUCGGGGUUUGGUCACAGUAAAAGUCGCUCAGUAUAAUCCCAAAACCUCCCUGGC
Messenger RNA from Cydia splendana, 3169 nucleotides. Its product is annotated as tubulin beta chain-like. The coding region runs from base 351 to 1733 and encodes 460 amino acids. Lineage: Eukaryota; Metazoa; Arthropoda; Insecta; Lepidoptera; Tortricidae. Gene Ontology annotation, molecular function: GTPase activity; GTP binding; structural constituent of cytoskeleton. Gene Ontology annotation, cellular component: microtubule; cytoplasm. Gene Ontology annotation, biological process: microtubule cytoskeleton organization; mitotic cell cycle. The transcript is spliced from 12 exons. The record is from RefSeq and is a predicted model, not a curated record.